UUUUCCCUAACAGCAUCCUUAUCCAUUAAGUGUUACGAAAGGAGGAAUGCAUGUUUAUUACCCCAGUAAUCUGUCACAAAUGACUCUCUCAUCCGCGCUAAACAGUAUAUAUAAAGCUAAGCAUAUUUUGACAACAGUUUAGAAACUGUCUGAACAAUAUGUCGUCACAAUAUGUUGUAUUAUUCUUCGCUCUUGUUGUUUUUAUUCUUGCUGAAACAGCGCUUGCAAAUCCAAUAGAUAACACCGUCGAUGGCGUCAAACAAUGUCAUUUUCGAUGUGGUCAAGCGCCAUGGCAUGUAGCUGGUCAAUGUAACACCACAACUGGUCGUUGUAAAUGCGUUUAUGGCUGGAGUGGUCCUAACAGCCGAUACAUCCCAGGAACGCGUAACAUUAUCGAGGCGGAUUAUUGUAUGGACGCUUGUCAUUACACCCACGAUCACAGAAAUCCUCGUUGUAUUUACAAACAAAAAGGAAAUUUUGUUAAAGAAUGCGAUUCAAAAUGUGGAAAAGGAAUAUUUUACGGAACAGGAGAAUGUCAAGAAAGCGGACAAUGUUUAUGUUGGUGGGGUUGGACAGGUCCUGGUGCGAAAUACGUUAGUGGGGGAGCGUCAGAUAAACAAAUAACGGCUGAUCAAUGCACGAUGAGAUGUCACUAUACGCAUGAUUAUAGUAACCCACUUUGCGCAAGCUAUUAAAGAUGGUACAUCCUAAACAGAGGAUUCAUGAAUUCCUUCCGUAUUGACAGUAAACAUAUGAGGGACAAUUAUACACAAACUGGCGUUGCAAACCAAAUUUUUUUUGGCAAGUGAGAGAUCUCUAGUUAAGGAACUCUUAUUGUAACGUUUGUAAAUACUAUAAUUUAUUGACUAUAUUCAAAAUUGGCAAAAUUUUCUUCUUCAGCUCUAUAACCAGGGAGAAGAUAUUUCUUGUGAUUAAUUUUACAGUAUUUUAUAGCGAUAUUUCGCCCACUUUAAAGGAAGAAAGUUUUUUAAUUUCAUGAUUUUGGACCUAAAAUUAUAUUUUCUGAAAUCUCUUUCACAAGAUAAAAAAAAUUCCUUUACAUCACUUCUAUCAUUGUUUUAAGGCUUCGUGCAGUAAUUUUAGGCAACUCUUUGAAUCGAUCCAAAAUCACUUGUUUUUUCACGCUAUUUCAAGAUCUCCUUGAACAUAUAUUAA
Messenger RNA from Hydractinia symbiolongicarpus, 1176 nucleotides. RefSeq names its product multiple epidermal growth factor-like domains protein 6. The transcript is spliced from 2 exons. The coding region runs from base 159 to 695 and encodes 178 amino acids. The record is from RefSeq and is a predicted model, not a curated record. NCBI's taxonomy places the organism in Eukaryota, Metazoa, Cnidaria, Hydrozoa, Anthoathecata, Hydractiniidae.